GGCUUCAAUUGAGCGAGUGGGGAAGCAAUUUCGGUUCGUUCUCGGCCAAAUAAAUAACUUGCAACAAUCUAAGUUAUUUCGACAACAAAGUUAUCAAACGGUGAUUAAAAAGAUGGGAAGAGGCGAUCGACUAUCCACACUUCAGUGUUUAAAGGUGAUGCUAAUAUUUCUUCUCAUCAACGUGAUAUUUGCAGUUUUCCUUUACCAAAAACAAAACUUGAAUUCGAGUCUAGAGCAGUUAUACAUGUCAUUAGACAAAUCUGUAAUCGAAAAUUUAUUCCCGAGUUUAUUCCUUCCUAAAAGAAAAACUAUCCUGAUUUGGAACAGCGCACAUCGAAUCGAAACGGCAGCUUUCGGUAUCGGUCACGAGCCGUUCGUCCAGCACGGAUGCGAGAUUUCGGACUGCAUCCUUUUUGACAAUGCAACUUCACCAGAUUUGUUGCCGAUUGAAGAUUACGACGCUAUUAUCCUCCACAUGCACGAACUGUGGAUAACUGGACAUCCCAUUUACAAUAGACAAAAAUACCAACGGUUAAUUUUCCUAACGCAAGAAGCACCCACUACACUGGCUAUCGACGUUAACGAGAUGGGGAAUUAUUUCAACUGGACGAUGAGUUACAGGUUUAAUUCGGAUAUUCAGUUGCUCUACGGACGUAUCCAUCCUGGACCGACUGCUCCCAAAACUCGAGAAGAAAUUGAUCAAAUGGUAAAAGGUACGACGGUCAAAAACCACGCUGCAAAUAAAACCCAACAGAUCGCUUGGAUGGUUUCUCAUUGUGACACACACGGACUAAGAGAAACAUACGUCGCCCAACUCAGUAAAUUCAUCCCAGUAGAUAUUUAUGGCGGAUGUGGCAAUCUGACCUGCGAUCGAAAUGAGUCGCACUGGUUAUCGGAACCAAUGUGCUACACAAUGUUAGAAAAGAAAUACAAAUUCUACUUGUCGUUCGAAAAUUGCAUCUGCACAGAUUACGUCACGGAAAAGUUUUUUGAACUUCUAAACUACGAUAUAAUACCAAUCGUUUACGGUGGAGCAAACUACAGUCAACUUGCACCUCCCUAUUCCUACAUCAAUGCACUUGACUUCACGCCGGAGACAUUGGCACAGUACCUGAAAAUACUCGACGCUAACGAUACGCUCUACAACGAAUAUUUUUGGUGGAAGGAUCACUAUCGGAUCGAGUCUGGAGUAGAACAAAUGGCUCGGCAUGGGUUCUGUGACUUGUGCAAGAAACUUCACCAGGAUGAUGGUGUAACCAAGUACUAUCCUGAAUUACUAACUGACUGGAAUCCUGACACGGUGUGUAAGAAGGUGGAAUCUUGGGAUAUUCAUCCAGUAACACACCGAUUUUUUAAAUGGUAGUACAGAAGAAAAGUAAACCUAACACAAUUAAAAAAAAAACUGCUUAAAGAGUUUUUAAAAUAAACUUUGCUUCUCAUAUUUUUAAAUGUGCCUCAAUUUUUAAAGAUCUUGCUAAAAGACUCGAAUAAAAGCAUAUAGUGACUGUGUUUCUUGGUAAAGGGAUCUUUAAAGUUUAAAUAAUGGCUCCCACAAACAAAAAUACCAAUCCUUAACAGAA
Daphnia pulex (common water flea) is the source of this 1580-nucleotide messenger RNA. RefSeq names its product alpha-(1,3)-fucosyltransferase C-like. The record is from RefSeq and is a predicted model, not a curated record. The coding region runs from base 113 to 1363 and encodes 416 amino acids. Gene Ontology annotation, molecular function: alpha-(1->3)-fucosyltransferase activity. Lineage: Eukaryota; Metazoa; Arthropoda; Branchiopoda; Diplostraca; Daphniidae. Gene Ontology annotation, cellular component: membrane. The transcript has a single exon.